Messenger RNA from Trypanosoma conorhini, 1491 nucleotides. RefSeq lists its product as uncharacterized. Bases 1 to 1491 code for a protein of 496 amino acids. The record is from RefSeq and is a predicted model, not a curated record. The transcript has a single exon. NCBI's taxonomy places the organism in Eukaryota, Euglenozoa, Kinetoplastea, Trypanosomatida, Trypanosomatidae.
AUGCCUCCGCGGAACGUGACAGCCAACCCCCACAGCCAUGCCAACAACAUCGGUAGUGGAAGGACCAACGGCAAGCCGGUAGCACGAGGCCCUCAUGACCACCCACGCCCGAAGCGGGAGGAGGCCAAGGCAGAGGAGCCUGCAUCCCCGCCUGGCCCCAUCAUCAAGACACAGAUUACAAACACCGCCAAGGCGUCCUCUGGCAAGAGCUUUCUCGACGCACUGCGCGUUGGUGCCGGCAAGCGUCCGAGCAAUGCGACUCCUGCUGCCGUAGAACAGCCAGCAGCGCCACCACCGGCAGCCGCCGUCGAGGCCGCCGUCGAAGCAGAGGCAGGGCCGGUGGUGGCGGUUGUGGAAGCACCAGCAGUAACCCCGGAGCCUGAGGCGCCCGCCGUAGAAACUGCAGCCCCAGCGGUGGAUGUUUCACCCGUUGAGGAGGCGGCGCCGCAACCCGCCAGUGAACAGCCAGUUGUAGAGCCGAGUUCAGAGACGCCAACUCCGCCACCUCAGCAAUCGCAAUCGCAAUCGCAACCGCAACCGCAACCGCAACCGCAGCAGCCUGUGACGCUCCCCGAAGCUAACGCACACUUUAGUUGGGCCAAUGACGACGAUUACAGUUUUGUGAAUCAGUUUACGCAGUCCCAACAGGGGGAGCAGGUGCAGCCAGUCGCCCCUGCCUACCUUGUCCAGUACCCCCAGGACGUUGUCGACGCACAGGAGAAGGACAGUCGGGUCGUGUUCAAGGCCCCAGGGGAGCAGCAAACAAUGCCAAGUGCGUUUGCUGCGUUGGAUAAGGAGCGGCGCGAGCUCCAAGAUGCGCGCCACGACUUUGAGGAGUACCGCAAGCAGACAGAACUUGAGCUGGGUGACAAACGUGCGCAGUUGGCUACGCUUGAGCGUCAACUGCAGGAGCAGAGUGAAAGCAUUCAACAAGAGCGUGCCAAACUCAUUGAGCAACAACAGCAGUUGCAGCAGCAGCAGCAGCAACAACAACAACAACAGCAACAGCAACAGCAGCAACAGCAGCAGCAGCAGCAGCAUCAUCAUCACUCUCAGCAAUCGCCAGUUCGCAGCGCUCCUGUGGCCCCUCCUGCUCCCCCGCAGCAGGUUCCACAGCCUGCCCCCGGUUACACUUACUCCCCUGGCAUGCAGGACAAUAUGCAGUGGGCUCCCCCGCCGCGCCCCGACAACUGGGCACUCAACCAUGGCCCCAUUGUGCCGCCGUACGAGCAUAACCGCUAUUACCAGAACAUGAAUUACCAACCACAUCGUGGCAAGCCCUUCGGUGGCAGGGGCGGUGAUGUGCCUCCGCACAUGGGUCGCGGAAACCCGAUGCGCUCGAACCCACACAUGCAGGGCAACUUUAACAAUCGUCCAAUGGGGGCUGGGGACAUGCGUGGACCCAUGCCUGACGGUGGCGCGAACCCCAUCUUCAACCCGCGUUCGCAGGUGGGUUACAUGCAGGCGAAUACGUAUCACAACCAGUGGUGA